Messenger RNA from Menidia menidia (Atlantic silverside), 4417 nucleotides. Lineage: Eukaryota; Metazoa; Chordata; Actinopteri; Atheriniformes; Atherinopsidae. The record is from the annotation of a GenBank genome assembly.
CUACGGCGGCGAUCUCUGUCGUGUCGUCACACUUUGAGUAGGUGGCCACCUUUUUUCUGCGCACCUGAUUUUUUUUGUAACGCUUCUUUUUGCGCUUUUUUUUUUUUAACCUCACCUGGCGGACGAGUGGUCUGUUUAUAAACGCCUUUGGCAACCGCAGAGAAAGUGAAAGUGUAGGCUCUGUUUAAGCUAUAUAGCCUAAAUGAGGAGGAAAGCUCGGACGCUUCUCUCAUACGGGUCUCACCUGAGCUCUGAUCUACAGUCGCAGUGUGGAGAUUUUAAGCAAUUAAGAUAUACGCGUAAUGGAGGUGGAAAACCAGCAGAAUGACAAGGUGGUUCACCAGAGCAAUGGGAAGGUGAACUCGAAUGGAGCCGAGAAGGAAACGCAAGGCCUUGUGAGAACCUUCAGAGAGAGUAUGAAGCGGGUUAAGGUAAAAGGUAUUCUGUCGCCCAAAAGCAAAGAUUCUGAGGUCACGCCCAAGAAAGACACAACCGGCAGUGAGACGGGAUCAACCUCACCAAUUCCACCUCCCUCACCCAGCCUGAGUACCAGCUCACUACCUGGGAUAUUCCCGAAUUUUUUUAAGAAAAAGACGGAUGAUCACGCUGAUACGCUACCACAGGGAGACACACAACUGACUCGUUCAAAUACAGAUCCCAGCUCAACCUGGACUAAGAAACUGAGACUGUCCAAAAGAAAAAUUAAACCUGUGGGUAGCGAGAAUAACACCAUCAUUGAAGACUCGGUGGAGACACAAAAAGAAGAGGAUGAGGAGGCAGCAAUGGGAGAGAUCGAGGAGUCGUACACGCUGCAAGAACUACCACCAACACCACUGUCAGUGAUGCAGAUCAACAAGCUGAUAGAGCUGGAAGUGCUGGAGGAGGCUUAUGUGAACCUGCUGGCCAUGCGGCAGGAGCUUCAGCGGGACCUGGAGCAGUUUGCUGACAACUAUUCCUCGGAGCUGGCCAAGAAGGAGAAAGAUCUCCGCAUUCUCUACGAGGAGCUCCGGAACAAGAUAACCUCCAUAGUCCGCGACUCAAACUCCGUCCCGGCCAGGAACAAGGGCCUACUGGUCCCCGUGGCCCGUAUCAUCCAGGAGGAGGAGAAGAGAGCCAAGGAACCGGGAGGGCUUCCGGAGAGCUGGAUGGAGGCCUGGAAAGAUGCGGUGCGCCAGGGCGUGAAGGCGAAGGUGAGCGGUGUUCCUCAGGAGCAAAACGACAAAGCGUCUUCCUUGGCGGUUCACCUGGGCCUGCUCGGCCAAGCGAUCGUGGAAGAUUUGGAGAUUGUGAAGAGGGAGCUGCGGUGGUCCUACCCGCCCAGCUUCAAAGUCUUCAGCACCUACGUGAAGAGCUACCACGCGGUCGUUGGGCAACACCUGAAGAAGCUGGAGCAACAGGCAACAGAGCUGAAAGAUCUGUAUCACCUUUUGGACUGGAUCCACAACAAAUACAAAAGUGAGAAGAUCAUGGGAAGUCUUUCCCUGCAGCCAGACAUGAUGGAGGAAAGCACAGAUCUGCUGCUGGAGGAGGGCUUCCUCGAGCAUUUGAGUGGGAAGUACUGCUGCAGAGCACAGGAGGAUUUUAGGGGUACACUGGUUAGAGUCAUUGAGCUGGAAAAUGAAUUGAUUUGGAGCAAAAGAAAGGAGCCGGAAAAGGAGGACGACUUUCUCAUGUCACAGUUUCCUAUGGACAUCUGGACCAACAUCAAAGGGGUAAUUCUGAACUCUGGAAAACUACAUGCUGAUCUGGAAAAGAAAGUGGCCACUUCCUGCCUUAAGGAGUUGAAAAACUUCCCACAGAGGUUUGAAACCGAGUUCCAGAGGCACUGCAGCACUCUGCCGCCGGAGCCUCGUUGGACAGAGUAUCAGAUAACAUACAUCAACAGCUUCACUGCUUUACUGGAGCACAUGAAAGGAUAUCAAGAUAGCUGCCCCGGUGAGGUGGAAGAGUUCACAAAAGAGGUGGAUUUGCUGAUUAAAAGACUCCUACAAGGCCUGGAGGACCAGUUCAAAGAGAAUGUUAAGCCAUAUUUGAGGAGAAUGAUGACAAGAAAGUGGCUAACCAGCGAAGAUGACUUUAAUCACCUCUACAACCAUAUAAACAUUCUUUCCAAGCACUGUAAGCUCAUGAAGCCUCCAAAUGUGCAGGAAUUUGUGAGCCGGCUGCAUUAUCAUGUGGUAAGGGAAUAUAUCGGCCAGCUGAUGAAAAAUAACUACACAUGCAAGAACCGGAAACAUGAAAAGGCAGCGACCAAGAUCAACCAGCAAUGGGAAAAACUUACAGAUCUGUUUGAAGACAUGAAGUCGACUCACGAGUGGCUCAACUCUGUGGGACAUGAGCUGUGCAGCAUUAUUGGAGAAAAAACGGCUGCAGACAUCAAGAAAAACCUGCAGCCUCUAGUGCAGCACUAUCCAGACUUUAGCAAGAAGCACCUGGUUGCCGUUCUUUACUUCAGGGGCCUUCCAAAAGACCGCGAGUAUCAGCUAAUUCUCCAGCAACUCACGGCCCUGAAAAAAGACACCCCGCAGAGUCUGGGAAGCCAGCUUUUAUUCAGGGACAUGGAGGUCAAUGCCAACACAAACUGCCUCUCCAACCUGCCUUUUCCCUGCCUCUGCGUACGAGCGUCAGACAGUUGAGGAAAUACACGAAAAGCACGGUGCAGGCUCAGCAUUCAGACUUACAGGAAAUACCCCAUUUUCUCUCAGGUGAUUUUGAAAGGUCAAUCAUUAUUCAUUUGUUUAUGUAAUCUAACCAGGCUGACACAAGUCACCCCCCCCCCCCGGAAAGCGCUAAGGAGAUGCCACUAGCACAUGGAGAUUAUAUAAGCAAAACCUCAUAAUUAAACCCCAGAAAAAAAACACUACAGCACCAAAUGUGGAUUAUUUCAGAGCCACAAAUGGAUUUUUUCUUCUGCUGAACAACACUUUGGAAUAAGACCUAAUGAAUGAGAUCCGUCAGGCCAAUAACAAUCUUUUUACAUUUUUUUUUACAUUUGAUUUUUUGCAUUGAUAGGUGGCACCUUCAUUUCUUUUGUCCUUUCCUGAUCUUUCAGCCUUGCAAGUUGUUUUUUAAAAUGGGAAGUAUAUUUAAUUGUUGGUAUAACGGUCUGCAGCUAUGUAACUGUUAGGUAGAUUUCCUGAAUAAAUAAUGAGACAACAAAUUAUUUCAGCUGUAACAUUUAGAUAAAAUAAAUUACUGGGUACGUGACCAUGUAGGUGGCAUGUAGAACACAAACUGAACCUAACACAAGUGAAGACCUACAGUAAAAUACCAAAGCCCUUUAUUUAAAAUGAUCCUAUGUUUCAUAGGAUCAUUCAGGAUUUUUUGUAGUGCCGUUUGUUUUUGUACAGCAUGUAUAAUCCCUGGCAUGAAAUAGAUUAACAUAUAAUAUACUGUAAUCUGUUACUGUUGAGAAAAAAAACACAUAAUUAAAUCUGUAAAAUGUUUUUGUGAUUGACUGUUGGCCUAGGUUCAUACACUCAAUUACUAAGUUGUGUUUUUGCACACAGACACAACAACAACACACAAAACAUCUACAAAACCUACACUACUCACAGACUCAGUUGGUUUCAAUCAAACAGUGUUUGUUUCACUUCAGAGAUUUUUGGGAUAGGUAGGCAAUUUUAUUGGGGUGGUAGACUCCCCCUAUUUUGUGUUUUCCACAUAAUGGUGUUACUGUAUACUGUCUGUCUUACAUAAUGGAUCUAUAAUGGAGUCUAUAGUGUAUUUUAUUAUCCGUCUUUUAUUUUUUGUGUGUAUUUACAUGUGUUUGCUGGUACUCGAUCUCAAUUUUUUCAUUGUGAAAGCCUUAGAUGCUUAGGAAGGAAGGGGGCAGUGAUGAUAGAGGACAAAUGGCACAAAAAAUAUCCUUACAUUAUUUUCAGGUAUAACCUGACUCAUUUUGUCAUGAAUAAAAAAUUGGUUUGGAAGAUGGUAUCUGUCAGUGUCAGUGAGCAUAACAUUUUGUCUGUUAGGGUAAGCCAGCAGAAGAUUUCCUCUGUUAGGGUCAGCCAGCAGAUGUAUUGAAAAGUAAAAACGUUGUUGUCAGAACAAGGCUUACACUACAGAUCUCUAAACAAAACCAAAGCUGAAAGGGGAAUGCACACAAAUCCAGACCCCGCUAUGACAGUCUCGAAACUCACACUUAAGAAAAAACAAAGUAAUGAAAAUCCCUUAUCAUAAUCAUUUCAGUUUCAUAUGUAAAUUUAGUGGUAUCUCAUGUGAAAAAAAGUCUAUAGCUACAGUCAAAUUUCCAAUAAAGCUCUGUUUGAAUGAAACCUUGUAAAUUAAUAGAACCAAGUGCCCAUUUCAACCACCACAACUAUUACAUACUGUAAACAACCGAACGGGAAAAUGUUUGAUGAGGGGGGGAAUGCUCCUCAUCGGCUCUAACUUUUCAAGUUUACAUAAGAAAUCU